Didymodactylos carnosus is the source of this 270-nucleotide messenger RNA. Lineage: Eukaryota; Metazoa; Rotifera; Eurotatoria; Philodinida; Philodinidae. The record is from the annotation of a GenBank genome assembly.
AUGAGUAGUGUUAAAUUAUCACUUAUAGUUGGCCUUAUAUUCGCAAUAUGGGGUUAUUCAUUAUGUGCGCCUUAUUUAGACGACUAUGACGAUCAAACAUUAUUCGGUAAUAUAAUUUAUUCGCGUCAAGAAAUGGAUCGAGAAUUGAAUGAUAUAGUAAAAAAAGAGGUAUUGUGUGUCAAUGAAUCAGAGUGUCAUUAUAUUGGUCCUACUUGGCAUUGCUUACAUAAUCGUUAUGGGACCCUAUCCUGUGUCGCCGUCGGUGUAUGA